UUCACCCCAAAGCACUGGGUGGCUAUUUGGUUGGGUGGUUGGUCUGCUAAGCAGGGGAAAAGGCCAGAGUCUCUCUUUCCCAGAGCAGUGUAGCACCGGGGCUCCCAGAGGAGGACCCUACCUGAGCCGUGGCCCGAUGCAGAACGGGGAGGCUAUGAGCCCUCAGGACUCCAAGGCAGCAGUGGCAGAGCCAAUGGAGGAGCAGAAGGCCCAGAACCAGAGCCAUAAUCAGGGGAGUGCGGAGCCCACAGCCCCUCCACUUCCUCCGCCUUCACCACCACCACCAGGGCCACCAGAAUACCCGAGACCUAGGCUGAUUUUCCACACCCAGCUGGCUCAUGGGAGUCCCACAGGCCGCAUCCACGGAUUCACCAACGUAAAAGAGCUCUACGCCAAGAUCGCUGAAGUGUUCCACAUCUCCCCCUCAGAGAUCCUUUUCUGCACCCUCAACUCCCAUAAAGUGGACAUGCAGAAACUACUGGGAGGCCAGAUCGGAUUGGAAGACUUCAUCUUCGCUCACGUCAGAGGGGAGACCAAGGAGGUGGAGGUGACAAAGACAGAAGACGCAUUGGGUCUCACUAUCACAGACAACGGAGCUGGAUAUGCAUUCAUCAAGAGGAUAAAGGAAGACAGCACCAUAGACCAGCUGAAGACAGUCUGUGUUGGAGACCACAUCGAGGCCAUCAAUGACCAGAGCAUUGUAGGCUGUCGACACUACGAGGUGGCUAAGAUGCUAAAAGAGCAACCGAGAGGCAUACCCUUUACUCUCCGCCUGGUGGGGCCCAAGAAGGCCUUUGACAUGAUUGGAAUGAGGACAAGAGCUCCAAAAUCGACUGAAGGCAAGAUGGUGAACGGGAGGGAGACGCUGCGUCUUCGCUCAAAGGGGUCUGCAACAGUUCAGGAAGUGCAGAAUGAGUUUGAAGAACGGGCCACCAAGAAAGUGGACGACCUGCUGGAGAGCUACAUGGGCAUCAGAGACCUGGAGCUGGCAACCACCAUCGUGGAAGCGGGCAGAGACAAGAAUAACCCCGACGAUUUUGCAGAGGCCUUGGACUCAGUUCUGGGAGAUUUUGCUUUCCCUGAUGUGUUUUUGUUUGAUGUAUGGGGAGCUAUCGGAGAUGUCAAGAAUGGCAAGAUGUAGCCAUUUACCAUAUAUUCACAUGAUAGAGGGAGAAACACAUGAGACCAUUACAACCCAAAUAUGUAUGCACAGAUAGACGGGGUGUAUCCAACUGCGAAAAUAAUUUGUACUCUUUAAUUUUUAAUCACUUUCUUUGAAACCAUGUCAGUGAGUGACUGCAAUUUAUUCAACCAUUUCCCCUUUGAACAGUAAAAUUACUAUAAUUUGCCCAAAAGCAGAUCAUAACUAUUAAUGUUACUAGGUUUAGACAAAUCUUGCAGUAUAGUUUUUAAAUACAUUUGUAUAGAGUGACUCAAAUAUUGAAAUAACCUUGUAUGGUGUUGGAAUUUAGCUGAUGAUCUAGUUCAGAAAAUAAGUUGUAAAUUGUAGGUCUACAAAAAUACAAUCUUAUUCUAAUUUUGAUUAAAGACAAAAGUUAAAAACAUGUUUUGGGGGCUCCCUUUCUCGUACAUACGCAUCAAACAUUAUGUAAAGAGUCUUUCAAGUCCACAACACGUCAGGAAACACAACUUCAUAACAGAGGCCAAUCAGCCAGACAUCUGGGAAUCAAGGAAGUUAGAUAGGGAAGUUCGCUACAGUAAAUAUUUCUCCUUUGAUGAAACCCAGUGGGGAAAACAGGAGACAAACAAGGAUACAUUGAGUAUGUAAGUCGCUUUGGAUAAAAGCGUCUAACAAGUAACAUGUAAUGUAAUACAUCUUUGCGUCAUUGGAAAGUCAGAAUGUAUUACUACUUUUCAAUUAUUAACAAUCAAAUCCAGCUAGAGAUCGAUGUGCAGGAUUUAUAACUUGUAAUAUCAUUGCACCAGGUUAUCAUUAUAUUGAUCAGGAAUUGGUUUCUGUUUCAGGCUUUUUGAAAUUAACGAGUGGCCCCAUUGCAGAAAGAUAUCAUAUUUGAAAUCAUCUAAUUGAUAUUGACUGAUCUGAAUUUGAACUCGCAAAUAACACUAAGUUCAAGAAACUUACCCAAAUUGUGAUCUCACACAGGAACCAUGCCCAUAAUGUCCACACAUUUGCAAAACAACCUCAAAUAAAGUUUGCUGAUGCAUGUGUCAUGCAUCAUUUUGCCUAAAA
Trematomus bernacchii (emerald rockcod) is the source of this 2212-nucleotide messenger RNA. It is a transcript of the gene gipc3, whose product is annotated as GIPC PDZ domain containing family, member 3. NCBI's taxonomy places the organism in Eukaryota, Metazoa, Chordata, Actinopteri, Perciformes, Nototheniidae. The record is from RefSeq and is a predicted model, not a curated record. The transcript is spliced from 6 exons. The coding region runs from base 137 to 1141 and encodes 334 amino acids. Gene Ontology annotation, molecular function: protein binding.